AUGACAUCCCCAGCUACUCUAGCGCGCAUAGCAGCGCAAGUCCACAUAACCGGAACCCUGAUGCCAAAGAACCUCACCGAAAGCCGACUCCUGCUAUCCACACUCCAGAAAUUCGGAGAAGUAAUCACAUACCGCAAUCUGAAGUACGAUACAACAAACAACUCCCCAAACCCCAACCGCCCAAUCCUCGCCAUCUUCGAAACAGCCGACGCAGCAGAACGCGCAAUAACAGCAUCACCCAUAACCAUUCCCGUCCCCCCGUCCACACCCUCGUCCUCGCCUUCACUCCCAACCUCCAAGCUCUCCUCAAAUUCAACGAGUAAGCCCCGCUCACUGGUAAUUGAUAUCCAACCCUCGCGCCACAAUCACGCCUCAGCACUCAAACGCAGCCCGUUCUACUCGACCUACAAUCUCUUCAAGGACAAUCCCAUUUACGCAGAUCUUAUAAGCGAGGAAACGGGGAUCCCGCUUAAGGAGCUGGCGGAUACGCUGCCGAGUAAGAAGUAUUCGAUUGGUCCUGGGGUUAAGGAUAAUAUUCAGGCGGAGAAUCGGCGCAUGGGGGCGGCGAGUUUGGUGGAUAUGUGGAAGGAGCGGAUGGGGAUUCAGACGGGCAAUGGUAACGGGGAGGCAGGGGAAAGGGACGUGGAGGAUGCUGGUGGGAUUAGGGAGCCUGGUGAACGGGGGAGUGAUCUGAAGGAUGGGGUUAUUUGA
Penicillium bovifimosum is the source of this 711-nucleotide messenger RNA. RefSeq lists its product as uncharacterized. The record is from RefSeq and is a predicted model, not a curated record. The transcript has 2 exons. The coding region runs from base 1 to 711 and encodes 236 amino acids. NCBI's taxonomy places the organism in Eukaryota, Fungi, Ascomycota, Eurotiomycetes, Eurotiales, Aspergillaceae.